This is a messenger RNA of Magallana angulata, 1723 nucleotides long. RefSeq lists its product as uncharacterized. The coding region runs from base 1313 to 1723 and encodes 136 amino acids. The record is from RefSeq and is a predicted model, not a curated record. The transcript has 2 exons. NCBI's taxonomy places the organism in Eukaryota, Metazoa, Mollusca, Bivalvia, Ostreida, Ostreidae.
CAAUCACUGUUCAUAUCGAACACACCCGAUUUUAUUUUUCCCAUAAUUCUUUGCAACGUGCUUGGCCGACGCUAACAAUAGGCGCUAAGAUAUACCCGGCCGAGCUGUCCAGCAAUAAAGACGUGCUUAGUGUGUGAAGGGGGUAUCGUGUUAGAAGCCUGUGUGGCAUGUUUUAGUUUCACAAGUUCAGCAUUUGACGCGGACACGGAUAGCUGACCGUGGUAAGUAUUUAUUUAGUUUGGUGUAGUUUAUUUGUAAAUUUUUGCCUUUUUAUUAGUAUUACGCAGUCGUCCUAUAAAGUCACCUUGACCAUUGUUCACUGUAGAGUUACCUGUGUGUUCACUGAUGUGUGACUUUAGCGAGAGUGUUUAAAUGGAAUUCGUCUUUUUCUAUAGUACAGUUUUUGCUAUGGCUGUAUAAAGAAACGGUGAUUUAAAGGGCUAUUUUCUAUGCGUUAUUUUAUUUUACAAUUUAUUGUCACUUUUUCCACUUAACUACUUGGGCGGAAGUGCGUCACCGGAAGUCUCAGACGCCAUAUUGUUUACUGUAAACAAAUAACUUAGUUACCAUAUACUUACAAUAUUUUGAGAUGUUGCCUUUAAUAUAAUACUAUUUAUACAUUAUCAUAGUUUGAUACUAUCAGUGAGAUACUUAUAUGAUGUAUUAUACAAUAUUGUUUUUAUUAUGGUGUUAUGGUGUCACUUGUACACUUAUUGUAGUGUCAUAUUGUUGAUGUUGAGAAGAUGAUGAUGUUAUGGUGAUGUCGAUGACUACGAUGAUGAUGAUGGUCAUGUCGAUGAUGAUGAUGGUGUAGAUGAUGUCGUUCAUGGUGAAGUCGAUGACGAUGCGAUGUUCAUGUUGAUGACGACGAUGAUGUUAUGGUGAUGAUGACGACGACGAUGAUGAUGGUCAUGUCGAUGAAGAUGAUGUAGAUGAUGUCGUUCAUGGUGACGUCGGUGAUGAUUAUGAAGUAGAUGAUUAUGGUGAUGACGAUGAUGUCUUUUAUGAUUAUGGUGUUGUAGGCGAUGAUGUUGACGAUAGUGUCGAUGAUUAUGAUGGCGAUGGUGAUGAUGAUGAUUGUGGUGACGAAACUACUCUAGUUGUGGUUGUCCGUAGUUGGUCCAGGACUACAGCCCCGGAGAUUCGGACACUCUUCUAAUUUAUUUUUGUACAUGUAAGAGCAAGUGUAGGUCGUUGUUUCCUUUUCCCUUGGUGAGUACAUUAUGUUAGGCAGAUUGUUUUGUUAAAAGUUGAGAAGUUAGUCCCUUUAUGAGAUAAUUUUGAGGUAAGUUGGUCUGUCAGUCAAUGCACCAUGUCUACUGUCAAGGAGAUGCUGGAGCUACUUGAAGUGGGGACCAAGAUGGGGAUGAAGGAUGAAGACCUUCAACAAUUCGUGAAGGACGAACAGGCCAGAAUGCGGGACGAACGUGAGAAACAUAGAGUCGAGAGACAGGAGGAGAGAGACCGCGACUUCAAACUACAGAUGGAGGAGAAAGACCGCGACUUCAAACUACAGAUGGAGAAAGAGCGCGCCGCAAGAGAACAUGAUGAACGAGAGCACGCCCGAUUGAUAGAAGAAAAGAGACAUCAGCAAAAACUAGAAGAACUGGAACUUGAUCACAAACUGCAACUCGAGAGAUCUCACAUGAAGCCGAGUGUUGUGACUAAAGAGGAGAAAGAAACUUCUCAAGUGAUAAAAGGACCAAAACUUCCUCCGUUUUAG